AUGGAACCUCCAUCUUCUACAGCCGUUGAAGUCGCCACUGCCAUGUCCGUCAUCACCCUUACCAACACCCUCACAUCCCCUCUCCUCCGCCUCCCCGCUGAGUUGCGCAACAAGAUCUAUAUCUACGUAGGCCACUCUGAACAGAUCCACAUUGCGGCGACCAUUACCAAUGCAAGCCCUGGCGAUCCAACCCGCAACCCUUCCAAAUUCACCAUGCAGUUCCACCUCCCAGGUCUCCUCUCCACCUGCCAACAGACCCGCUCCGAAGCUACCGCGCUCGUAUACGCCUAA
This is a messenger RNA of Alternaria triticimaculans, 291 nucleotides long. RefSeq lists its product as uncharacterized. The record is from RefSeq and is a predicted model, not a curated record. Bases 1 to 291 code for a protein of 96 amino acids. NCBI's taxonomy places the organism in Eukaryota, Fungi, Ascomycota, Dothideomycetes, Pleosporales, Pleosporaceae. The transcript has 2 exons.